UAUUAUUACAGUGUUACAGAAUGGAAUUCAAGUCUUGCCCUCCAAAGGACAGAUUUCUCCUGUCAAGACUAUCCUCAAAGCAGGUAAAGGAGGCCUUCUUAAAUUGCGUAAAGGACCUAUCCUCUCUGGGAGUUAUUGUACCAGUCCCUCUACGGGAACAGGGUCUACAAUUUUAUUCAUAUCUGUUCGUGGUUCCCAAAAAGGAGGGAACUUUUCGUCCAAUCCUAGAUCUCAAGUGUCUUAACAAUUUCCUCAGGGUCCUGCCUUCAAGAUGGUAACUAUUCGUUCCAUUCUUUCUUUGGUACAGGAAGGUCAAUUUAUGACUAUAGACCUGAAGGACGCAUACCUUAAUGGUCGUAUUCAUAGGGAACAUCACCAGUUUUUGAGGUUUGCCUUUCUGGACAAGCAUUUCCAGUUUGUUGCGCUUCCGUUUGGUCUGGCCAUGGCUCCCAGAAUAUUCACAAAGGUUCUGGGGGCGCUAUUGGCAGUGAUCCCAGGGAACUGCUGUGGCGCCCUAGCUAGACGACAUCUUGGUUCAGGCGUCCUCUUUUCAACUAGCUCAAUCUCAUACAGAGAUGCUGUUGUCUUUGCUACGUUCCCAUGGGUGGAAGGUGAAUUUGGAAAAGAGUUCUCUAAUUCCAUCUCCAACUGUGUGUUUCCUAGGGACAAUAAUAGAUUCCAUGUCCAUGAAGAUUUUCCUGACAAAGGUCAGAAAAUCAAACUUCUUGCUUCCUGCCUUUCCCUUCAGUUUGCCUUUUGCCCAUCCAUGGCUCAAUGCAUGGAGGUGAUUGGUCUGAUGGUUUUCUCGUUUCCACCUAAGACCGCUGCAGCUUUGCAUGCUCCGUCAAUGGAACGGAGACCUUUAAGAUUUGUCACAAAGGAUAAGUCUGGACCCCCUAACAAGAGACUCUCGUGGUGGACGUCUUGGGAACAUCUAUCUCAGGGCACUUGCUUCCUGGGAAAUUGUGACUACGGACGCCAGGCUGGGGAGCGGUUUGGGGUCCUCUGAAGGCUCAGGGCCUGUGGUCUCUGGAAGAGUUCUUUCUCUUUCUCCUUUUUUUUUUUUUUUUUUUUUUUUUUUUU
Messenger RNA from Bombina bombina (fire-bellied toad), 1083 nucleotides. RefSeq lists its product as uncharacterized. Bases 272 to 1009 code for a protein of 245 amino acids. NCBI's taxonomy places the organism in Eukaryota, Metazoa, Chordata, Amphibia, Anura, Bombinatoridae. The record is from RefSeq and is a predicted model, not a curated record. The transcript is spliced from 2 exons.